GGUCCGUCCACUGACAAGCAGGAGGCCAGUGGCACUCAAAAAAAACUGCCGAAGAUUGCUUUGCUGUUCUUGCCCCGCCCCUAGGGUCCCAUCUCCCCUUGCGACGCGCCCCGCCCCUUCCGGCCCGGUCUCCCCGCAACGCCCUGCACGCCUCUUGCCAUGCCCGGCGCCUCUAGGCUGAGCCCCGCUGCUCCCUCUCCGACGCGGCUGUUGCGCGGCCUCUGCGCCUGGCUGGACAGGCUCCCGCUCAGCCGCCCGAAGCGACACCUGGCUCGGGACUUCAGCGAUGGCGGAAGCCGGGGCGACAGCGGGCAGCGGAGGGACUUUGCUGUACAGGCCAGGCUCACCGUCCUCUCCCACAGUGCUGGUGGCAGAGAUUGUGAAGCACUUUCAUCCACGCCUUGUGGACCUGCACAGCUACAUCCCUGCCUGCAGCACGGACCAGAAGCUCAGCAACUGGAGCCUUCUCAACAGGCAAGGAAAGUCUUCCACAAGCUGCACUUCUGUGUCUCAGAGGCAGAUAUCCGCAAGGUGGUGGCCAACGUGCCUGGGGCCAUCGAGCCCAUUCUUUGCGCACUGAGAGAGAAGGUGGAGGCUGGCACUGUUCAUGCAGGCUCACCCAGCACAACUGGUACAGGACCCUCCUAUGUGAAUGCUGACCAACCUUGCGUGGAGCUGCCGACCUGCACAUACACCGGCCUACCACAUUCACCAGAUCCCUCCAGUGUGAAGACUCUUCAGAACCAGGGAGCUUUGGAGAAGAUGGACUGCUGUGCCUGUGGAUGUGGAGACCCAGCCAGAGAGGCCUGGGAGCACCUAGCCAGGGCCCAGCAGCUGCUGGAGGACAAGGAGCAGGCGCUAGUCAUUCUGCAACAGACAGUCCAGAUUUUACAGAUGAAGGUGAUGAGGCUGGAGAACCUGGUACAGCUGAAGGACCAGCGGAUUGAGGAGCUGAUGAGACCUGGGCCUGAGGAGUGCCAGGGAUCCCCAGGGGAUGCCCUCCUUGGGUCAUCCAGACCCUGAUCUUGAGCCUACCUGAAGCUUCCACCAGCCAGCGCUUCUUCCACACAGCCCUGCACUAUCCUGUCCAGAGGUUCAGAGAGGGCACAGAUGUGGGGGUGGGGUGCUCUGGAGCUACUUGUCCCAGAGAUUCCUGCCAACUCUCACUCCAGAGUUAUGCUACAUGGAGAUUGGUUGGAUAGAGUUUGGAUGUUCUCUGCAGCCAUGGAUGGCUCAUCAUUGCUACAUUUGUGAGCACAUGAGGCCUCAGUGUGUGUAGUAUCUGGGGCUUAGGGUCACACUACUCAGGGUGGGUGGGACCAUUGUAGUCAGCCGUAUGGCUCUGGAAUGACAACCACCCUGGAAUCUGCAGAAGAUGCCCCUGACAGGGGCCCCAGGCAAGUUGUGCCUGCCUGUGCUUGCUGAGCUGUUCUACUGAAGGGAUGUGAGGACAGAGAAGGACCAAGAAAGUGCCCUACCCUACUUCACAGUCACCAGCUUUGUCCUGGAGGUUUUGGGGCAAAAUUAGAUGGAGCCGGGACUUGACUUGGCUGACUGCUCUAGACCUGAUUCCCCCUUGGGCCUGGAACCUGGCUGCUGCCUUCUUGCCUCCAGGAUGGGCCCUUCCAGGCUCAGGAGCCUUGAUAUGGCCAAGAAACUCCCAACACUGAGGUGGGUUGUAGGGCUCUGUCCUGCUGGCUCCUGCACCCAGCCAAGUGGCUUGUACAUCCACAUAUGCCAUUGGGGCAGAGCCGGGUAGGAUGGACUGAAGCACCGCGCCCCCCCACCUGCCUCAUCACAGCUGCCUGCACUGUGGAGUCAGCUUUCCUGUGUGCUCCUGGGCUGAGCCCCUGCGGGGUCCCAGGAAGCAGCAUCAGAAGCCACAGACUUACAUCAGGAUUUCAGAGCUUCCUCCAGAGGCUCACUCAGCCCACUUCCUCCCUGAGUCAGAAAGCGCAUUCCACAGCCCCUGCCAUCCACACUGUGAGUCACCAUGGAGUAGUCGGGAAGGUGGCUCCCUGAUGACUGGCUGUGCUACCUCUGGUCAGCUGGCUGGGGCGUCCUGGUGCCUGGAGCCUUGUUCGGAGCCCUCCCGAGUCCCAGGCAAGGUGGGUCAGGCAGAGGGACAACUUUAUGCACCUGGCACCCAUGGGUUCCUAGUGUCAGGAACAGGGGAAUCUGCUUAAAGCUGCAGAGAUCCCUUCAAGCUGGGGACUCUUACACUGUCAAAUCCACAACUCUCAGGCAGGAAAUACCUAGGGAAGGGCCUGGCUAAGAAAGUCAAAUCAGCACAGGCCCAGGCAGAUUCACAUCUGGCCUCAGCUGUCCUCCCCAGGCUAAGCCUGGGAGCUAUGGAUGAUCUGGCCCUCUUCCCUGCUUCCUAGGGUGGUGAUAGCAAAGGGCCAGCUAUUCUGCUCCAGGUACUUCUGGCAUGGCCACAUAUGUGCACAUGUAUGCAUAAACUCAUGAAUGUGUCACACAUGAAUUCAUCUAGAUAAGGGUUGGUGGGCUCCUUAUAGAGGCAGAAGGUCUGGCCCCCACACAAAUAGGCUUAGAAGGAAGCA
Molecule: messenger RNA, 2564 nt
Organism: Chinchilla lanigera (long-tailed chinchilla)
Lineage: Eukaryota; Metazoa; Chordata; Mammalia; Rodentia; Chinchillidae
Product: sperm flagellar protein 1-like
Exons: 7
Coding region: 160-1023 (287 amino acids)
Biological process (GO): regulation of cytoskeleton organization
Cellular component (GO): axoneme
Molecular function (GO): microtubule binding
Source: RefSeq, a predicted model, not a curated record